AACCGAGUCGUUAUUCGACUGUCGAUCGCAUCCGAUCGUCCAUUCGAGGAAGAAAUCAACUAUGGCGAUAAUCGGUAGAAUUAACCGAGCUCUGUGCGCAAAGUUUCGCGAUAGAUAUAGCGGGGAGAGACACAGAUCACAUGUUAGUCCCGAUAGGAGAGGAAUGAAAUUAUUCGGAUUAAUGGCGGGAGCGAUCGGAAGCUGCUGCGGGGCAAUUCUUUAUUUUCUCAAUGAAUCGUCGUCCGUGAAUGCGCUAGAUUUGGAGAUUCGGGUACCGAGGUAUCCUUGGUCGUUCAACGGUGUAUUUAAAGCGUUCGAUCACGCGGCACUGAGAAGAGGAUGGCAGGUUUAUCGAACCGUGUGUCGCACGUGUCACAGUCUACAAUACGUUCGUUUUCUCGAUUUGAUCAACGUAACGCACAGCUUGGAAGAGGUUAAACAGAUUGCUUCCGAGUUUGAGGUGGAGGAUGGUCCCGACGAUGAAGGGAAUUAUUUCAUGAGACCGGGAAAAUUGUCCGAUUACAUUCCGUCUCCGUAUGCGAACGAGGAAGCGGCGAAAGCGGCCAAUUUUGGCGCUUAUCCACCGGAUUUGACUUACAUGAUUUUAACGCAGAGGGAUGGAGUGGAUUACGUGUUUUCCCUGUUAACGGGAUGGAUGGAACCACCAGCAGGGCUCCCGAGCGAGCAGAAUCAAUACUUUAACGCGUAUUUUCCAGGUGGACGUACCACGAUGCCGCAAAUGUUGUUCGAGGGAGCGGUCGAAUACGACGACGACACGCCGGCAACAGCGUCGCAAAUGGCCAAGGACGUGGUAGAAUUUCUAAUGUGGACGGCAUCCUCGGAACACGACACUCGAAAAAUCAUGACGUUGAAGUGCUUAGGAAUCUUUUUGAUUCUUACGGUGAGCACUUUCUACAUAUACAGACGAACAUGGUCCCAUUUAAGAAGCCGUCGAAUUGCUUACGUGCCGAAUUCCAUAACUCGGGAACCACACUUCCCAAAUCCUGUAUCUUCGGCCACCGAUCGAGCGAACAAGAAGAGCGGAAUAUUUCCGAUUCGAUAGAUAAUCGACGAGACGUAUCGGUCGCAAUUUUUAUUUUCUAAUAGAGAAACCUCGGCGAGAAGGUUCGAUGCUCGAAAACGGGAGCAUUACGGAUAAUUACGGACAGAAUCGAGAAGGAAGAUAAUAUUCGUUUGAAU
Apis dorsata (giant honeybee) is the source of this 1200-nucleotide messenger RNA. Its product is annotated as cytochrome c1-2, heme protein, mitochondrial-like. Gene Ontology annotation, biological process: mitochondrial electron transport, ubiquinol to cytochrome c. The coding region runs from base 62 to 1063 and encodes 333 amino acids. The record is from RefSeq and is a predicted model, not a curated record. Lineage: Eukaryota; Metazoa; Arthropoda; Insecta; Hymenoptera; Apidae. Gene Ontology annotation, molecular function: electron transfer activity; heme binding. The transcript is spliced from 3 exons.